ACUGCUGUCUGCACGUGAGUUUAUCAACAUCGUGAUGUUCGGCUAUUUGUAGAUUCAGCCUCUUGUUGGAUAAGUUAUAGUGAAUAACGCCUCCAGAGUUACAUAAAAGGAAAACGAUGGCGACAGUGCGGAAGAAGAUAGACAAUCGGAUUCGGGUCCAGAUUGAGAAUGGAGUCGCCCUGCAGCACCGGACCUUGUUCGUGGUGGUGGGGGAUCGUGGGAGAGAUCAGGUGGUGAUUCUUCAUCACAUGUUGUCUAAAGCUGCUGUCAGAGCUCGACCCUCAGUACUGUGGUGCUACAAGAAAGACCUGGGAUUCAGCAGCAACAGGAAGAAACGCAUGAGACAGCUGCAGAAGAAGAUCAAAACAGGAACACUGAAUCUGAAUCAGGACGAUCCUUUUGAGCUGUUCGUCGCUGCAACCAACAUUCGUUACUGUUACUACAACGAGACGCACAAGAUCCUGGGAAACACCUUCGGCAUGUGUGUCCUACAGGAUUUUGAAGCUCUCACUCCCAAUCUGUUGGCAAGAACUAUUGAGACUGUGGAAGGAGGGGGUAUAGUGGUCCUCCUCUUGCGGACCAUAAAGUCUCUGAAGCAGCUUUACACCAUGACCAUGGACGUGCACUCUCGGUACAGAACUGAGGCUCAUCAGGACGUGGUGGGCAGGUUCAAUGAGAGGUUCAUUUUGUCCCUUGCGUCCUGCAAAAACUGUGUUGUUAUUGAUGACCAGCUCAACAUCCUGCCGAUCUCCAGCCACAUGGCAAACAUCAAACCAGUCCCUCCAAAGACUCAGGAGGAUGGUCUGUCUCCUCGAGACCAGGAGCUGAAGGAUCUUAAAGAGUCCCUCCAGGACACUCAGCCUGUUGGGGUUCUGGUGGAGUGUUGCAGAACCGUGGACCAGGCUAAGGCUGUGCUGAAGUUUAUCGAGGCGAUCUCAGAGAAGACCCUGAGGAGCACCGUGGCUCUGACCGCCGCCCGAGGUCGAGGCAAGUCCGCCGCCAUGGGCCUGGCCGUCGCUGCAGCCGUUGCUUUUGGCUACUCCAACAUCUUUGUGACCUCGCCGAGCCCAGACAACCUUCACACCAUGUUCGAGUUCAUCUUCAAAGGCUUUGACGCGCUGCAGUAUCAGGAGCAUCUGGACUACGAAAUCAUCCAGUCUUUAAAUCCUGAAUUCAGCAAAGCCGUGGUGCGGGUGAACGUCUUCAAAGAGCAUCGGCAGACGAUUCAGUACAUCCACCCAGGAGAUGCGGUGAAGCUGGGCCAAGCUGAGCUGCUGGUUAUUGACGAGGCUGCGGCCAUCCCUCUUCCUCUUGUUAAAAACCUGCUGGGGCCUUAUCUGGUCUUCAUGGCCUCCACCAUCAACGGGUACGAGGGCACCGGACGUUCUCUGUCACUCAAACUGAUCCAGCAGCUGAGGCAGCAGAGCGCAGAGAGUCAGCAGAGCACGUCAGCAGAGAACAGGGUCACCAACACAGCCAGGCUGGCAGCAGCCCGCACGCUGCACGAGGCUUCUCUGCACGAGUCCAUUCGUUACGCUCCGGGAGACCCUGUGGAAAAGUGGCUGAACGAGCUGCUCUGUCUUGACUGCCUCAACAUUCCCAGACUCAUUUCUGGCUGCCCGCUCCCUCAGACCUGUGACCUUUAUUAUGUAAACAGAGACACGCUGUUCUGUUACCACAAAGCAUCUGAAGCAUUCCUGCAGAGACUCAUGGCUCUCUACGUGGCGUCGCACUACAAGAAUUCCCCCAACGACCUGCAGAUGCUCUCCGACGCGCCGGCUCAUCACCUCUUUUGUCUCCUGCCGCCGGUUCCUCCCACACAGAACUCGCUGCCUGAAGUCCUCGCUGUGGUGCAGGUGUGUCUGGAGGGAGAGAUAUCGAGGCAGUCCAUCCUCAACAGUCUGGCCAGAGGCAGGAAGGCCUCCGGUGACCUUAUUCCCUGGACUGUGUCUGAACAGUUUCAAGAUCCAGAUUUUGGCAGCCUGUCUGGCGGCAGAGUGGUGCGAAUUGCUGUCAAUCCAGACUACCAAGGGAUGGGCUAUGGCUCCAGAGCUCUGCAGCUCCUGCAGAUGUAUUAUGAGGGCAAGUUUCCUGCUACGGAUGAGAGCGUUCAACCAAACCAGAGUGAAAUCACCUCCGUCAGCAGUGAGGCGGUCAGCCUGCUGGAGGAGGUGAUCACGCCACGAAAAGAGCUCCCACCUCUGCUGCUGAAGCUCAGCGAGAGGCGAGCAGAGAAACUGGACUAUUUAGGAGUUUCCUAUGGCCUCACCGCACAGCUGCUCAGAUUCUGGAAGAAAGCUGGUUAUAUUCCAGUCUACCUGAGGCAAUCACCCAAUGACCUGACUGGAGAGCACUCCUGUGUGAUGCUAAAAGAGAUCAAUACAGAGGAGGACUCGGAGCAGAGUCAGUGGCUCUCUGCCUUCUGGAAAGAUUUCCGUAGGCGCUUCCUAUCUCUGCUCUCCUACCAGUUUAGCCGCUUUAAUCCAAGCCUGGCACUUAGCAUUUUGCAGAACAAGAAGUCCAAAGAGGAAGUUGCCACUGUGAACAGCAUGGGGCUGGCAGCACAUUUCACUCCGUAUGACCUCAAACGGCUGGAGUUGUACUCCAGGAACAUGGUGGACUACCACCUGAUCAUGGACCUGAUCCCUACAGUGGCACGCAUCUUCUUCCUCAAGCAGCUGGGCGAUGUCUCCAUCUCAGCAGCACAGUGUGCCAUACUGCUGGGAGUGGGACUGCAACACAAAUCUGUAGAUCAGCUGGAAAAGGAAAUCGAUCUCCCGAGCUCACAGCUCAUGGGUCUCUUCAACCGACUCAUCCGCAAAGUUGUGCAAGUGUUCACCAGCAUCCAGGAAAAAGAGAUUGAAGCUGAAAUGGUGGCUACUAAAGAUGUUACAAUGGAUCCAACAGUCAAAAGUCUAAAUGAAGACCUGAAUGAAGCAGCCAAAGAGUUUGAGGAAAGGCACCAAAAGGAUCUAGAGAAAGUGAAGGAAAUGGAUUUGGUAGAGUACAGGAUACGUGGAGAUGAUGAGGAGUGGGACCAGGUGCUGAAGAAAGCUGGGAACACGGCUGUCAUCAGCAUCAAAAGUGACAAGAAGAGAAAAUGGGAAGGGGAAAAUACCCAAACAAAAAACGGGUCUCCUCAGCACGUGAAGCAGAAAAAGAAGGAAAUGCAGCAUGGAAAGUUUAAGAAGAACAAAGACAAGCACGGGAAAUUUGGAAAGAAGGCGUGACAGAGCGUAGUAAUAACAGGACUGCAAAGGACUUUUUUGGACUCUCAGAUAUAAAUGUGUAUUCAUGAAUUUUUUUUAAGCAGGAUCUAAUCUUGUCAUCCAUAAUGUAAAUCAGCAAAGAUGAACACCUCAGCCCACUGUUAUGAAAUAAAUAACUUUUAUUUGUGUCAAA
This is a messenger RNA of Austrofundulus limnaeus, 3402 nucleotides long. RefSeq names its product N-acetyltransferase 10 (gene nat10). The transcript has 29 exons. Gene Ontology annotation, molecular function: ATP binding; tRNA binding; 18S rRNA cytidine N-acetyltransferase activity. Lineage: Eukaryota; Metazoa; Chordata; Actinopteri; Cyprinodontiformes; Rivulidae. The coding region runs from base 117 to 3230 and encodes 1037 amino acids. Gene Ontology annotation, biological process: rRNA acetylation involved in maturation of SSU-rRNA. The record is from RefSeq and is a predicted model, not a curated record. Gene Ontology annotation, cellular component: nucleolus; 90S preribosome.